Aricia agestis (brown argus) is the source of this 1902-nucleotide messenger RNA. Its product is annotated as ubiquitin carboxyl-terminal hydrolase 7-like. The coding region runs from base 35 to 1735 and encodes 566 amino acids. The record is from RefSeq and is a predicted model, not a curated record. The transcript is spliced from 11 exons. Gene Ontology annotation, biological process: protein deubiquitination; regulation of protein stability. Gene Ontology annotation, molecular function: cysteine-type deubiquitinase activity; cysteine-type endopeptidase activity; protein binding. Lineage: Eukaryota; Metazoa; Arthropoda; Insecta; Lepidoptera; Lycaenidae. Gene Ontology annotation, cellular component: nucleus; cytosol.
UAAUAAUUUAUUAGUAAUAUCUAAAGUCUAAACGAUGAAUGAAAAUACCAAUACAGAUGUUGCAAACAAUGAAAUUUCAUCGGAAAAGGAACCAAAUGUCACAAGCGAGGAGCUGGAUGGCGGUCGGUCGGAGGGGACAAUCCGCUUCACGCUCAGGUCCAUCAGCCAGCUUAAGGAUGGUGAGAAGGCGCUGUCGGAGCCCUGCUACGUGCGGUGUCUGCCGUGGAAGAUCCUCGUCCUCAUCAAAUAUAGGGAAUGGGAGCAGCAGCAACAGAAAGGCCUCGGUGUGUUCCUGCAGUGUAACGCCGACAGCAAGACCCCAGGGUGGACCUGCUACGGCUUUGGCGAGCUCCGGCUGUUGACGCACCACCCGCAGAAGGAGCAUCUGUGUAAGAAGAUACACCACAUGUUUCACUUCAAGGAGCAAGACUGGGGCUUCGCCCAUUUUAUAUUGUGGAAAGAUUUGAUGGAUCCAGAGAAUGGGUAUGUCAAGGAUGACACCAUAGAACUAGAAGCCCAUGUAGCGGCAGAGGCGCCACAUGGUGUGUCCUGGGACUCCAAGUUACAUACUGGAUACAUUGGGCUGAAAAACCAAGGAGCAACCUGCUACAUGAACUCUCUACUCCAGACUCUCUUCUUCACCAACAUCUUCCGCAAAUCCGUGUACAAGAUACCCACAGUUGGUGACGAUAGCUCCCUGUCAGUCGCCUUCGCCCUACAGAGGGUUUUCCACGAUCUUCAGUUCUCGAACAAACCGGUAGCAACCAAGAAACUGACGAAGAGCUUCGGUUGGGAGUCGUUUCAGUCAUUUAUGCAACACGACGUACAGGAGUUCUUAAGAGUGCUCCUAGACAAGCUUGAGAGCAAGAUGAAGGGCACAGCGGUGGACGGGGUUAUACCGAAACUGUUUGGAGGGCGGACCUCCUCCUUCGUCCGCUGCCGGCACGUCAGCUGCACCAGCACUAGAGAGGAGACAUUCUACGACAUACAGCUCAGCGUCAAAGGAAAGAGUAACAUAUACGAGUCGUUCUCGGACUACGUCAGCACGGAGCUGCUGGAGGGCGAGAACAAGUACGACGCGGGCGAGCACGGCCUGCAGGAGGCGGAGAAGGGCGUGCGCUUCGACAGCUUCCCGCCAGUGCUGCACCUGCACCUCAUGCGGUUCCACUACGACCCGCGCAGCGACACCUCGCUCAAGUUCAACGACAGGUUCGAGUUCUACGAGGAGAUCGACCUGGGUCAGUACGUCCGCGAGGGUGGUCCGCCGCUGCGAUACACGCUGCACGCAGUGCUGGUCCACUCUGGGGACAACCACGGCGGACAUUAUGUGGUCUUCAUUGACCCACGUGCUGACGGCAAGUGGUACAAGUUCGACGACGACGUGGUGUCCCGGUGCUCGAAGCGCGAGGCGAUAGAGUACAACUACGGCGGCGGGGAGGACGCGCCCUACCUCGCGAGGAAGGCCACCAGCGCGUACAUGCUCAUCUAUAUACAGACGUCGGAGAUGUCGUACAUCUUGCAGGAGGUAUCGGGGGAGGACAUCCCGCGCGAGCUGCGCGAUCGCAUUGUCGACGAGGUCCGCUACGAGAUGGUAAGGUCAAGCGGCAGAAAGUUCGGAUUCAAAAAAAACAGAUCAGACACAUCAGUCCAGUCCGUAAGGCCCAGCGGGAGGAUCGUCAAUGCGUUCAGGAAUAUACUGCAUAUUGCUGGCACCAGUCGCAAACACGAGGACUAGAGCAAAACUUUCAAUCAUCCAAAAGAAAAAUUAUUGUCAGUACUAUGCCUCUUACAAUGUUCAAAUAUAUUUUGUAUUGCUCAGUACUUUUUAAUAAUGCCCAAUUCUGAAACAUAGGUGCACAUUGUGUUUUUAUUGUAUUUAUUGAAAUUAAAAUUAAAUAACUU